AUGGCCAGUGAACCUCUGUGCGGUGGCGUAUCGGAAGAUCUGGACAUCCACACCAAAGAGCAUGCAGAACGCAUCCAAACAGCACUUGCCACAGCAUCGGACCGUGCAGGCAAAGCGUACAAAUUGCAUCGUGUGGAAAAGCAGGUAGUUGCAGGAAUGUUGUAUACCUACUACAUUUCGUUCAACGACGAUGAAUCUGGCCAGAAGCAUAAGAUCACCGUAUGGGAACGACCGUGGCUGAAGGAAAAAGAUCCGGAAGCGGCACUACGUGUUACGUUCGAAGUGCACAAGGAAUGA
Messenger RNA from Anopheles marshallii, 297 nucleotides. Its product is annotated as cystatin-like protein. The coding region runs from base 1 to 297 and encodes 98 amino acids. The record is from RefSeq and is a predicted model, not a curated record. The transcript has a single exon. Lineage: Eukaryota; Metazoa; Arthropoda; Insecta; Diptera; Culicidae.